AUGGGAUCGCCAGAACUAGAUCAGGAUAUCUCUCCUAUCCCCCGUUCUCGGGAGGAGAACCAGGAGAGAGCUUUUAUUGCUGCUUCACGGCGCAAAGACCGCAGCUUAGAUGCGCGGUUGGAAUCUGCCAACCGGGCUUCUAUGCUUCAUAAGAAGCGCACCGGCAAGGCAUUCCAUAUCACCAAGGAGAUUGUCGAGAAGGAAGCCAUGUACGAAGAAGUCGACGAGCGGUAUCAAGAGAAGCGCAUUCGCAUGCUGCAAGCCCAGAACAUGCAGAUUGAAGAGCAAUUCCACCGCCAUCUGCUCGCUGCAUUUGCCGCUCGCGCCAAUAGCUCGUCGGCUUCCUCCAUUGCCAGCCGUCGAUCGAGCAUGGCCCCGCGCGCAUCGAUCGAUGGUGGCAACUCCCGCAAGAUGAGUCUGGAUUUGUCCAACUUGCGGACCCCCUUCCCCCAGGGAAUGGAUUCAGGCUCCAUAGCCAGCCCCGCGACCACCGGCCCCGAAGGCUACCUGAUGUCGCCGACGGCCACUUUCGACUCCAAUGCCCAGUCCUUCAUGCCCUGCAUGGAUGGCUCGGACGACUCCCCAUCCGCCUACUCGGGCAUGAUGACUUCCGCAUCGGCUGCGCAAAUUCCGGCCUAUGUCACGCAGAGACAUACCCCGGCACCCACCUGGCCCGCCCAGAUGACGCCGUCGUGGGCUAUGCAACAGCAAAUUCCCACCCCGAGCCAGACACCGACCGAUGCCUCAGCAGUGCACAUGUGGCAGCAGCAGAUGAUGCAACAAGCACAGAUGCCGACGGACGCAGCGGCCGCCAUCCAGAUGCGCCAGUUUAGGGAUCGGCUCGCCUCUGCCCCGGAACUACCCGUCCAGCACCUCGCUCCUCAACCAGCUCCCGCUGCGUCCAUUUCCGGACCCAGUGGCGGCGGCCACCACUGCCACUCGCGUGGGAAGUCGCAGCCCAGUAAUAACAUCCACCAUCUAAACCUGCUUACGCAGGGAACACAUCUGGCACAGCUGGUUCCCUCGGGAACCAGCUCGCCCAGGAUCGAGGCGUUCUCUGCAGAGACUCAGUCCACCCCUGACUUCUGCCCCACGCCCAAUACACCUCUUUCCCCGACCGCCGUGGGGACUGUACAGGCAGAUCCUUCAUUCAAACCCGAAGGUGACGGUGUCAUGGUCUCCCACGAGGAAUUGGAUCCGGAUUUUAAUGAGUUCAGCCAGUUUGCUCUGGGACUGGGCAACUCGAAUCUACAGGAGCGGGAUUUCAACGGGUUCGACGAGUUUGUCGCUCUUGAUGACUUUGGUACAGUAACCUGCUGA
Penicillium cinerascens is the source of this 1320-nucleotide messenger RNA. RefSeq lists its product as uncharacterized. Lineage: Eukaryota; Fungi; Ascomycota; Eurotiomycetes; Eurotiales; Aspergillaceae. The transcript is spliced from 2 exons. The coding region runs from base 1 to 1320 and encodes 439 amino acids. The record is from RefSeq and is a predicted model, not a curated record.